Molecule: messenger RNA, 967 nt
Organism: Physella acuta
Lineage: Eukaryota; Metazoa; Mollusca; Gastropoda; Physidae
Source: RefSeq, a predicted model, not a curated record
CUAAUCCUGGUGUCUUGUAGUGCCGCAAUCGAUGAAGCUAUUUCGCCUGGAUUACCGGCCCUGAACAGCGCCAAUAUUGAAGUGUUCUGUUGUGUUUUUUAUCAGGGGAGAAAAAACAAGGGGAGAAACAGGGUCUGUUCUCAAGUUUUGAUAAGAUGAUGUGAAAUGGAUGAGGCUGAUGCUGACGGCGAAUGGAGCGAUGAUGACAUUCUACAGUCUGGGUCACAGACCGGAAUCUCCGAAACAGAGCCCGAGGAUUACAGAGGUCGCAGAGGUCAGCUAAAGAGGCAGCACCAACCUUACAACAACCAGAAGAAGAGCCCCAGCACACCUGUAGACAGGAGCUUACCUAUCCGGCAGGUGAACAACACAGGUGCCACUUCCGGUGCCAGAAUGACCGGCGGCGCUGACCCUGUGGAUGAGAUCCUGGAUAAAAUUGAUGCCGAGUUGGAUGCGAUGGAUCAGACGAGUACUAAGGUGUCAUGGAAACCAGACCUAACAGCUCGUGCAGGUACCCCACAACCCAGAACUUCCCCAGGUUUAUUUUCUAAACAAUACACGCCGAAUCCCGACAGUGACGUCACCAAGGCUAAAAACACUUUUGGCCCAGAAACCAUGUUCAACACUUCAUCUCGCACCAAUGGUUUCCCUGAAGUUCACAGCGUUCCCGAUAUCCCAGCUGAAUUAGAUGCUGUGACAGCACAUCAAACAGAUCUCCAGUUCAAGGAAAUCAUGCGGAAGAAAAAAGUCAAUGCCGAACUCUCGCAGAACUCCGGGAAAUCUCUCGGCUCGCUGUCUACAAGACUCAAGUCUCGGAGCACCAGCAGACCGUCUGCCAUGAUGCUGAGCACGGGAUACGGUACGGACAACGAGUCGAUACAGACGGAGGAGUUCGAAUCCCGGUUUAUGGGCAUGGUUAUCUCCCCGUCAGACACGGAGAAGGGGGAGACGAUGGUGAAACCUCUAG